Messenger RNA from Selaginella moellendorffii, 1745 nucleotides. Its product is annotated as cytokinin hydroxylase. The record is from RefSeq and is a predicted model, not a curated record. NCBI's taxonomy places the organism in Eukaryota, Viridiplantae, Streptophyta, Lycopodiopsida, Selaginellales, Selaginellaceae. Gene Ontology annotation, molecular function: iron ion binding; heme binding; monooxygenase activity. The coding region runs from base 83 to 1639 and encodes 518 amino acids. The transcript has 5 exons.
CUGGUACUGUUUCUUUUUUCUUCCUAUUCCCGCGGUAGAAGGCGUAGAAGAAAAUUUAUUUUUUUUUUCUUCUCGCGGAGGAAUGGAUCUCAUCUGGAAUGUUGUCACAGCAGGGGUCUCUCUGAUAGCAACGAUAUGUGUGUGGCAACUGGCUCGCGAUUUCCUUUGGAGGCCUCGGCGGCUCCUCCAGGCUUUCAAGCAGCAAGGCGUCCUGGGACCGGUUCCACGCUUGUUCCUCGGGAACUUGGAUCAAGUACGCGAGCUCAUGGCAGUCGAAGUUGUCAAGAGUUCCACUGGCGAAAUUAGAGACGACAAUCAUGGUGGCGUUGUGGCGAAAGUCCUUCCUUACUAUGCAGCGUGGUCCAGAUCAUACGGUGAAACGUUUUUGGUGUGGUGGGGAUCACAGCCAAGGCUGAUGAUAAGCGAUCCAGAGCUGAUGAAAGAAGUGCUUUGCGACAAAAGUGGGAGUCUUGACAGGGAUCCCGGCCAGCAUGCCGCCAGGGAUUUGUUUGGGGAUGGGAUUGCGUUGCUGACUAUGAACGAGAGAUGGUCCCAAAAGCGAAAGAUGGUCUCUUUGGCUUUCCACAACGAGAAGCUGAAGUUGAUGAUCGAUGCUAUGGUAGCUUGCGUCGAGGAGAACCUCAAGCAGUGGAAAACCACCGAGGGACCGGUGGAUGUUGCGUCAAAGCUCCGAGACAUCACACAGGAUGUUUUGUGCCGGACGGCUUUUGGGACGAGCUACGCGGCAGGAAAGGAAGUUUUCGAGAUGCAAAUCGAGCAGCAAUACAUUCACUUGGAGUGGCAAGGUCAAGUUCAUCUGCCUGGUUUUAGAUUUCUUCCAACGUCCGCCAAUCGACGCAGGUGGACUUUAAAGCAACAAAUCGACAGCAAGCUUCGAAAAAUCGUCGUAAACCGAUUGAAGGAGUCGAGUGUCAGUGGAUCAUACGGGAAGGAUCUCUUGGGAUUGAUGCUGGCUGCAAAAGAUGGAGUUUUGGAUUUUAACAACGGUAAGAAGCUGGACAUCCAGGUGACGAUGCAGGACGUGAUCGACGAGUGCAAAACUUUCUUUUUCACGGGACAAGAAACGUCCGCAGCUCUACUAGCGUGGACGAUGCUGCUUUUGGCACUCAAUCCCGACUGGCAGACUCGGCUACGUCAAGAAGUUUGUCAAGUUUGUGGACAAGUCUCCGCUCCAAACACUUUGGAGAUGCUCGGCAAUCUCAAAUCCAUGACAAUGGUGAUCAACGAGGCUCUUAGAAUGUAUCCCCCGGUUCCUUUGCUAAAUCGCUACACACACAACAAGGUCAAGCUCAAAGAACUCGUCAUCCCAAAAGGAACUCUGCUACUCGUGCCUCUGAUCGUCAUAAACUACAACGAGAAGUUCUGGGGGGUAGAUGCCAAGAGCUUCAAUCCAGAUAGGUUCGUCUCCCAACAGCAAAGGCCGUUCUUGCCGUUCUCCGUGGGGCCGCGAACUUGCGUGGGACAGAGCUUCGCCAUGAUCGAGACGAAGAUCAUCCUUGCGAUGAUCCUACGCAAGUUCAAGUUUGAGCUCUCGGAAACUUACGUCCACUCGCCAUUUCAGGUGCUAACUUUGCAGCCAAAGUUUGGCAUGCCGAUGAAUCUCCUGGCAAACCAGUGAAAGUCUUCAAAGAACAAUAACAUUUUCCAAACUAUGACGAACAGUAUAUAUACACCGUUAAAGAAAUAUAAAUUUGUGUUACCUUUUAACGAAUCAAGGUUAUCUU